This is a messenger RNA of Ochotona curzoniae (black-lipped pika), 1209 nucleotides long. It is a transcript of the gene APOBEC2, whose product is annotated as apolipoprotein B mRNA editing enzyme catalytic subunit 2. The coding region runs from base 123 to 809 and encodes 228 amino acids. Gene Ontology annotation, biological process: cytidine to uridine editing. Gene Ontology annotation, molecular function: RNA binding; cytidine deaminase activity. NCBI's taxonomy places the organism in Eukaryota, Metazoa, Chordata, Mammalia, Lagomorpha, Ochotonidae. Gene Ontology annotation, cellular component: cytoplasm; nucleus. The record is from RefSeq and is a predicted model, not a curated record. The transcript is spliced from 3 exons.
CUUUCCGUCAUCAUCUUCGGUCAGGCUUAGCUGCUGACAGCUGCUUGGGACUCUGCCGCCAGGCCCUGGCCCAGCCUGCCAGCUCUCCUCUCCGCCAGUGACUCCUGAGCCGCAGCCCUUUCAUGGCUCAGAAAGAAGAGGCCCCUGCGGCCGCCGCCGCAUCUGCCUCCCAGAAUGGGGAGGGUGGGGAGGAUCUGGACAACCUGGACGACCCCGAGAAGCUGAAGGAGCUGAUUGAGCUGCCCCCCUUUGAGAUUGUCACAGGGGAACGGCUGCCUGUCAACUUCUUUAAGUUUCAGUUUCGGAAUGUAGAGUACAGCUCCGGGCGGAACAAGACCUUCCUCUGCUAUGUGGUAGAAGUACAGAGCAAGGGAGGCCAAGUUCAAGCAUCUCGGGGCUACUUAGAGGAUGAGCAUGCAGCUGCCCACGCAGAGGAAGCCUUCUUCAACACCAUUCUGCCAACCUUUGACCCAGCCCUGCGGUACAAUGUCACCUGGUACGUGUCCUCCAGCCCCUGUGCAGCCUGUGCUGACCGCAUCAUCAAAACCCUUGGCAAGACCAAGAACCUGCGCCUGCUCAUUCUGGUGGGGCGCCUCUUCAUGUGGGAAGAGCCCGAGAUCCAGGCUGCUCUGAAGAAGCUGAGGGAAGCUGGCUGCAGACUGCGCAUCAUGAAACCCCAGGACUUCGAGUACGUCUGGCAGAAUUUUGUGGAGCAGGAAGAAGGAGAAUCCAAGGCCUUCGAGCCCUGGGAGGACAUUCAGGAGAACUUCCUUUACUAUGAGGAAAAGUUGGCGGACAUCCUCAAGUAGUCGGCAGGGCUCAGCCUCACGGUCUGCCUGCUGCCACCAACAGACAGCAGCGACAUGUACGGCCAUCUGGAACAAACCUGUCCUAAUGUCACCUGGAGCUGGACACACAACAAAUUCUACUAGACAAGGCCCUUGAAGACUCAAGAUACACUUCUCAUGCUAUAAUUCACUUAGGCUGUGCCUCUCUAAGGCUGCUAUUGGCAAAAACAAAAGUUGGAGAGAGAUGCAAGCAAUGUGGGCACCAGGGGUCUGCGGGCUGAAGGUCCUAAGUAGCCUCCAGAGGGGCUGCUUAAGGCAGCAGGCCUGUCUAAAGACAGAGAUCUUUGGAACGUGUCCAGAAGUUCAUUGUGUGUUAACUUUUUAAAAAGAGAAACAACAAUAUUAAUAAAAGAAAUUGUGU